GGCGCUUUGCGAAACGAAAAGGAUCGACUGACAAAUUAGAUGAGAAAUUUACAGUUUAAUACGAAUCAUUUUCAACAAAAUAACAAACGGAAUAAAUAUGUCUACUCGAGCGGAAGAAGGAAUGGAAGCUGGUUUCAAGCUUAAACUGGCCAUGUUUAAGGACCAAGUAGUAACAGCUGCGGACAUCAACACUAUAUCUACCAUGAAGUCCCGUGGAGUGCGAGAUGACGAUAUAUACCUCUGCACAUAUCCCAAAUCAGGCGCCCACUGGACAUGGGAAAUUAUUAACAUGAUUACAGCAGGGCAAGCUGAAUAUGCUAAACACUGGCUAAGAAGUUCCCACAUUGACAUGGGAAUGGAAGAGGAUUUUGAAACCAUUUCUUCUCCAAGAAUAUUGUCAUCCCAUCAUAGACCCAGCAUUUUGCCAAGACAAAUUUGGGAACGAAAGUGUCGGGUCAUCAAUGUACAGAGAAACCCCAAAGAUGUUGCCGUGUCUUACUACAACAAUCUUACGAAUCAAGAUUGGCUGGAUAAAUCAAAGGAUCCGUCUUUCACUGGUUCCUGGGAAAACUUCAUGGAUGCCUUUAUCAAAGGAAACUUACCCUAUGAUUCAGUGUUGGAUCACAUGCUGGCAUGGAACAAAUUUCCAGAAGACUACCCGGAUGUUCCUUUUCUUCAAGUACAUUUUGAAGAAUUGAAAAGAAAUAAUGUGGAGGAAAUAAAGCGCCUUGCUGAAUUCCUCAAUCGUCCUCUAUCUGACAAGGUUUACGAAGAAAUCUCUGACGCAUGCAGCUUUUCUGAGCUGAAACAGGCUUCCAAGCACAAGGACCCAACACACUUGAACCCAUGGAGAGACGGGUCAUCUGGUUUGUUCAGCAGAGGCGAAACAGGCGAUUGGAAGAACUGGUUCACAGUUGCUCAGAGUGAGCGAUUCGACAAAAUGUAUGAAGAAAAGUGCCAUCGUCCAUUUCCCUAUUGAAAAGUUCCUUUCCCUCACUCACUCACUCACACGUCAUGCGGUUCAGCUUCACGCAUAUGUAUAAUGUUUUUUAUGCAAAACAGGAACCACUUUUAAUUUGAGGCAGUUCUUCAGUGUUUUCCCCACAAAAAAUAUUUUUAUUCUUUUCCUUAUAUUAUCAAGUACUUUAUUUAUCAACUGCU
Haliotis rufescens (red abalone) is the source of this 1161-nucleotide messenger RNA. RefSeq names its product sulfotransferase 1B1-like. Gene Ontology annotation, molecular function: sulfotransferase activity. Bases 98 to 979 code for a protein of 293 amino acids. Gene Ontology annotation, biological process: sulfation. The record is from RefSeq and is a predicted model, not a curated record. The transcript is spliced from 7 exons. NCBI's taxonomy places the organism in Eukaryota, Metazoa, Mollusca, Gastropoda, Lepetellida, Haliotidae. Gene Ontology annotation, cellular component: cytoplasm.